Molecule: messenger RNA, 1119 nt
Organism: Drosophila pseudoobscura
Lineage: Eukaryota; Metazoa; Arthropoda; Insecta; Diptera; Drosophilidae
Product: BTB/POZ domain-containing protein 9-like
Exons: 1
Coding region: 1-1119 (372 amino acids)
Biological process (GO): modulation of chemical synaptic transmission; circadian behavior; adult locomotory behavior
Cellular component (GO): cytoplasm
Molecular function (GO): protein binding
Source: RefSeq, a predicted model, not a curated record
AUGAACAGCAACGCUAAGAAACAACUCACCGAGGUCAACGUAUUGGGCGACCGCUUCUUGUGGGACAUGGGCCGCCUCUGCAUGAACGAGCUGUACUCGGACGUGUGGUUCCUUGUGGAGGAUCAGCGCAUACCCGCCCACCGCUUGAUUCUGGCCGCGCGCAGUGACUACUUUCGUGGCCUGCUCUACGGAAGCAUGUGCGAGUCAGCGGAAACCGAAAUUCGGCUGCUAGAGGUGCCGUUGGAGGCAUUCAAGGUAAUCCUGGGCUACCUUUACUCGGGCACUCUGCCAGUUUCCACACUGGACCUGGAUUCCAUCUUCAAGGUGCUUGGUGUGGCCAAUCUUUAUUGUUUGCUGGAAGUCGAGUCGGUCCUAGCCGAUCAUCUGAAACAGAAUGUGGCCGUCGACAAUGUGUGCAGGAUCCUGGAGACAGCGCGCCUAUAUGGAUUUUCUGAUCUGGCCGAGAAUUGCUUCAAGUUCAUGGACCGCGAAGCGUCCAAGCUCGUAAAGCACGACUCCUUCCAAAUGCUCUCGAAGGAAUUGCUUGAGGAAGUGUUGCCACGAGACACCUUUUAUGUCCUUGAAGAUGAAUUAUUCCAGUUUGUAUGGAAAUGGAGUCGCCAAAAUCCGGAUGUGGACAUCAAGUCGUUGGUCCCGUGCGUACGUCUCCCACUCUUGAGUGCCAAACAAUUGACGAAUGCGGUAGGUCUCUCCGGCCUCGUCGAGCCGGCGAAAGCAUUCGACACCAAUCUUGCAGAGAAUGUUCCCUACCGUUACGUAUUUGUGGAGCCGGGGUCAAGUGUUAGACCGGAACGUAUUCUUCGCAGCAAUGUUUGGGACUUCGGCAAGAUGUUUCGAGUUAACCAAAUUAAGUGUAUGCUUAAACCUCCAAUCUGCUGCCACGUGGAUGUCUCCUGCGAUAAGACCCACUGGGAGCGGGUGGGAACCAACAUAACAGCUACUAUUGUGUUCAAUUUACGCUUCACCGUCUUAACAGAACAGGUUAUAAACUUCACGGCGCGUCCCGUUUACUACAUUCGGUUCAUUGGCUCAGGGAGUGGACGUCCAAUUUGGAAAUGUGUUAAGAUGCUGACAGCCGGAAACAGCGGCGACCCGUAA